This is a messenger RNA of Myripristis murdjan (pinecone soldierfish), 2100 nucleotides long. RefSeq names its product leukotriene B4 receptor (gene ltb4r). NCBI's taxonomy places the organism in Eukaryota, Metazoa, Chordata, Actinopteri, Holocentriformes, Holocentridae. The transcript has 4 exons. Gene Ontology annotation, molecular function: leukotriene receptor activity; complement receptor activity. The record is from RefSeq and is a predicted model, not a curated record. Gene Ontology annotation, biological process: complement receptor mediated signaling pathway; positive regulation of cytosolic calcium ion concentration; inflammatory response. Gene Ontology annotation, cellular component: plasma membrane. The coding region runs from base 263 to 1483 and encodes 406 amino acids.
GUUGCAACAUGAUGAGCUCAAAUUGGUUUCACAUCUGUAGCAUGUCACUGUGGUCACUGGGAUUCCCCUCACAUGCUCUUUGACACAUUUUUUUUUCUUUAUUCUCCUGGUUAAAGCAAAAGAGCGAGCAGAAGCACUGAAACACAAGGCGUUAACAGACAGGAGGGACAGAUCAUCCAGUAAGCCGUAUGAUAGAUCGGAAUAGGUGUACUUGUGGAGUGGAUUUACUAUUAACUAUAAAGGAGAUCAGCAACUCAAGGUUAUGUCAGUUCCACGGCUGUUAAAUUCCACUUCAGCUUCUUCAGCAAUGGCACCAAAUCUCACCAACUCCCAGCAGUCCAUCUCCACCAAUGCUUCCCCUAUCACCGUCCUUCCAUCCCUCGGCAUCUCAGCCCAGAUUGGCAUCGCCAUCCUGACUCUGGCGUUUGUGCUCGGCUUCCCCGGGAACCUGUUUGUGGUGUGGUCCGUGCUCUGCCGGGUGAAGAAGCGCUCGGUGACCUGUCUGCUGGUGCUCAACUUGGCUGUGGCCGACGCUUUUGUCCUGCUCAGCGCCCCGCUCUUCCUGCGUUACCUGGCCGGACGCCGGGGUUGGGAGUUUGGCUCGGCAGCAUGCAAGCUGGUGCAUUACCUGUCCAGCGUGAACAUGUACGUGUCCAUCUACCUCAUCUGUCUGAUGAGCGUGGACCGCUGGCUGGCAGUCUCACGGCCCUUCCUGUCCCAGAGAAUGCGCACAAAGCGGGCCCUUCUGUUUCUUCUGUUGGGCAUCUGGAUGAUGGCAUUCGUCCUGUCACUGCCCAUGCCCUUCUACCGCAGCAAUCUAAGACUGUUUCCACACAUCCCUCUGACUUUUUGUACCCAGUACCACUGGGACAGCGUCGGCCACCGGGUGUUCCAGUACAUGUUUGAGACCAUCAUGGGCUGCCUGCUGCCCUUUGCCCUCAUCAUCAUGUGCUACGCCUCUGUCAUCUGCCGUCUGCGCAGCGCCAUGUUCCAGCGCAAAGGACAAGGCAGCCGCCUGAUCCUCCUCAUCAUCUGCACCUUUGCGCUCUUCUGGCUGCCCUAUCACAUCAUCAACAUCAUAGAGGUGAUAGGUCUGUUACAGGGCAGUGACACACUGAUCAAGGCUGCUACGACGGGCCGUCCCAAUGUCACGGCCUUCGCCUACUUCAGCAGCGCCGUCAACCCCAUACUCUACGUGUUCGCCGGCAGUUCCCACAUCCGCCAGGCUGGCCUCAGCUUCAUGGGCAAGCUCUUCGAGAACACCUACUCGGAGAGCCGGACCACCUCCACUUUCCGUAGCAACCGCCCUAGCCGCAGUGGCUCCACCCCCGAUGAGAGCUCCAUCCUGCACACGCUGUCGGUCAAACUGGGGAGGCCGUUCGGUGGCAGGCAGACAGACAAGGGCGGCAGUGACACCACGCAGAGCAAAGACGAAAGCGGGUCUGAACUCAAGACCCUGGCAAGCCUUGAUCCAUUAGAAUAGUGCUCAUUGUACAUGAAGGGACACCCACAGUUUGUCUGUUUGAGCUUUCAAGAUAGUUUAAUUCCAUAAAUUGUUAGAAAACGCCUUGAUUUGUUUGUAGCUUAAAGCUGCAGUACGGGGCUUUUUCAGCUCCGUGUGAUCUGUCUUCCUCUUGUGUCAGGAAAUGAAACGCUGCUUGAAAAAUGCGCAAAGCGAAAGGCGAGAAAGACUGUCAGUCAUCAUGUGCGAGGAAAAAGAAGAAAACGAGACAAGAGUCAUAAUUAGUUAGCCAUGCUAUCAUUUCAAUACAAGUUUAAUGCAGUUCCACAAGAGAUUGUGAGGUGUGGUUGAUGCAAAACGAUAAAUUUCAGCUGUGCAACAUUGUGAAGUAUCGCUGCAGACACCGGCCAAUGUCCAUGAUGCAAAAUCUUUCUAACAUUUUAUCAUUGCAGGAUUGGCUUCAUUAUUGUGUGUGAACUCGUUUGGCAUCAGAUUGAAUAUGACAGUGUUUAUUUAUAAGGUUUUGCAAAUCCAGGCUAAUCUAGAUCUUAGGAGUUGCAAAAAUGUCGGUAUUUGAAAGAGCUGAUAUUUAAAAAGAAAGAAAUGUUUGCAUGUUUAUGUUUGGUCCAGGUCUUUGG